Messenger RNA from Knipowitschia caucasica, 264 nucleotides. The record is from the annotation of a GenBank genome assembly. NCBI's taxonomy places the organism in Eukaryota, Metazoa, Chordata, Actinopteri, Gobiiformes, Gobiidae.
AUGUCUGCGGAGAGAGCACACCCACCGCCCGCACCCGUCCCCGGGCCCGGGCUCUUUAAGGGCUGCUUGAGCUGCCGCUUGCUCUCCGGGGGGGCCCUGGUUCUGUCAGGGGCCUACGUUUUCAACGAAGCCCGAAAAGUGAUGAAGAGAGGUGGCCCGACGUCCAUCGGAACAGUGGCUCAGAUCACCUUUGCAGCAAGUAUUGCUGCCUGGGGCUUGGUUGUUCUCACAGAUCCAGUUGGAAAAUCCCAGAGGAAGACGUGA